Molecule: messenger RNA, 648 nt
Organism: Sphaerodactylus townsendi
Lineage: Eukaryota; Metazoa; Chordata; Lepidosauria; Squamata; Sphaerodactylidae
Product: olfactory receptor 5V1-like
Exons: 1
Coding region: 19-648 (209 amino acids)
Biological process (GO): G protein-coupled receptor signaling pathway
Cellular component (GO): membrane
Molecular function (GO): olfactory receptor activity
Source: RefSeq, a predicted model, not a curated record
GCUGUGCUGCUUGCUGUCAUGGCCUACGACCGCUACACUGCCAUCUGCAAACCUUUGCAUUAUUCCCGCCUCAUGAACACCAAGGUGUGCACUGUACUGGCCUUUGCCACGUGGACCUGGGGCUUCCUAAACUCUGCUCUUCAUACAGCUCUCAGCUCCAGGUUGGACUUCUGUGGAGUCAACCACAUUAAUCACAUCUUCUGUGAUCUCCCUCCACUCAUGAAAGUGGCUUGCAACGAUGCACACAUCAAUGAACUGGCAAUCCACAUAGGAAGCGUUUUUGUGGGUGGGGGGCCCUUCCUGUUCAUCAUUUUCUCAUACAUCUUCAUCCUGUCCUCCAUCUUGAAGAUUCGUUCCACCUCUGGGAAGUGCAAAGCUUUCUCCACCUGUGCUUCUCACAUGAUCAUUGUCAUAAUUUACUACGGGAAUGGGAUACUGAACUAUAACCGUCCACGCGCUGGCUAUUCUUUAGAGAUAGGCACUCUGGUCUCCACCAUGUACUGCAUCAUCCCCCCAAUGCUGAACCCCCUCAUCUACAGCCUCCGCAACAAGGAGGUGAAGGGGGCCCUGAAGAAAGUUCUGGAAAGCCAGAGCAAGUCUACAUGUCACCAUGUUACCACCAGUAAAAUAGCCAAAAUAUUUUCCUGA